Molecule: messenger RNA, 951 nt
Organism: Histoplasma mississippiense
Lineage: Eukaryota; Fungi; Ascomycota; Eurotiomycetes; Onygenales; Ajellomycetaceae
Exons: 4
Coding region: 1-951 (316 amino acids)
Cellular component (GO): nuclear pore
Molecular function (GO): structural constituent of nuclear pore
Source: RefSeq, a predicted model, not a curated record
AUGGAUCCUUCUCUCCGCCUCCAUGACGUGGAAAUAAUAGAAAUUGAUGAUGAUGAUGACGACGACGACGAGGAUGAGGAUGAGGAUGACAACCUGGAAGAUGAUUUGGACGAUGAUGAUGAGGACGACGACGACGAGGACGAGGAAGAGGAUCAGGAAGAGGAUGACAUGGAGGAGGAAGAUGAAGAAAACGAAGAAGAGGACGAUAUGACUGGAACUGAUUCUAUGGAGGAAAGAAGUUCGGAUUUUGAAGAAACCGAGCAAGGAAAUGUCAUUACAAUAUCCUCUGGCCUAGGUUCCCCAAGCUUAUUGGCGACCUCCAAUAUACAACAAGUUAUAAACCCACUUCGAAAUACAGCGGACCGUGUAGCAAGCCAAAUCGAAGCCUUUGCCCAGAAUUUAAAUCAAUUUAAGCAGCAUACUCGUGCAAGUCCAGGCGACCCAGAGGCGUUUCGUGAAGCUUGCAAAUUAGUCCAGAAAUAUCAAAAAAUUGCAGAGACAUCCGCGAAAGAACUGUCAACGACAAGUACCUCUCGUAAAGCGAAGCAAUCAGCAAUUAAUCGAGGCUCUGGCGCUAACCAGGGUUCGAAUGGGAGGCUGGAUGAGCAAAUUAGGCGUUGGCAGUUAGAAGCUGAAACUUGGGAGCUGCUGCUUCAAAUGCUCUCCAUUGACGAUCCUGAGUCACGCGCUCGGGCACAACGAGCUCAACAAACUGUCUUCCAAUCCCUGCAUCGAUACUCGUCCGACCAGGAGGUCUGGAAUAAAUUUCUCGAGGCAGACCAUUUUGCAUUGGAGAACUUUGUUGUAUUAAAAUGGCUGGAGAAAACCGCGAGGUCAUCGCCCCAAGAUAUCGAUGGGUUUGAUUUCGGAGUUAGAAACCCAAGCCGAAAGAGGGCGCGAAACGACUACGAUCGUGGCCACAACCGCUGGAACCUGAGGAUCCAGGACUGA